This is a messenger RNA of Wasmannia auropunctata (little fire ant), 685 nucleotides long. RefSeq lists its product as uncharacterized. The coding region runs from base 188 to 598 and encodes 136 amino acids. The transcript is spliced from 4 exons. NCBI's taxonomy places the organism in Eukaryota, Metazoa, Arthropoda, Insecta, Hymenoptera, Formicidae. The record is from RefSeq and is a predicted model, not a curated record.
ACCAUAUUGCUCGCAAGCAUCGUAAACAAACCGUAACUGGCGUAAUUUCAAUCGUACCUUUUGCCGCGUUAUUCUUUCGCCGCGACAUAAUAAAGUGCGUCUCGCGAGUGAUUAACAUCGAUAGUGUCAUGUAGAGUAUCAUACGUUCGUAAUUAACGGUGUGUUUGAAUGAUGUCGUGCGUGUGCCAUGAAGGAUCGAGCCUCACAUCGAGGGAAACAACAAGAAAGGAGCGAAGGAGGAGGCUCGCGGAAGGCGUUGGGCGACAACAAUUAUGGAGUCUCUGCUGUUUAUUCCCCUGCGUCCCUCGUCCUCGCAUCGAUCGAAUCGGAUAAUUAUAACACUGCGGCCGGUGCUGCGGUUCGAAGGACGACGACGAUGACGACGGCGACGAGGAGCGGUGUGGCGGCCGGAGUGAGAAUUUCAAUCUCGUGCUCGUUGGCGAAUUUCGGAUACUCGAGGUGCCAGCAAUUUCCCCCGACGACAAAUACAAUUUCCAGUAACAAAGCGGAAAACGAGACGAACAAGAUCAUCAGUUACGCGCGCAGUUUCGUCAAAGGAUCGUUGAGAAAGCUGAAAGGCGCUUUUGACUCGAAUUGACAUUAAAAAUAAAUCAAAUGAAAGAACAUUGGCUGAUUUAAGAAAAAUUCAAGCGAGAAUAUGAAAGGCAAGUGCAAGCUGUUAGUG